Molecule: messenger RNA, 1196 nt
Organism: Contarinia nasturtii (swede midge)
Lineage: Eukaryota; Metazoa; Arthropoda; Insecta; Diptera; Cecidomyiidae
Product: zinc finger protein OZF-like
Exons: 1
Coding region: 45-1196 (383 amino acids)
Source: RefSeq, a predicted model, not a curated record
UCUUGAUUGUGCGAAGAAAGAAAUCAAGAGUGAAGACGAAGAAGAUGAGUACGAAGAAAAGUUGCUGUUCAUCGUCACCAAAUGAUGGUUCACAUCAACGCAAAGGCAAUGAUCGAUAUGAUGGAAAUCGAUUUCAUCCAGAACAAAACGAGUUGAAUGGCGAAGGACAAAGUGGACGCAGUUCCAAGGGAAAGAAACAGAGAGGAUCAAAGAAGGAAAGUAAAUCAAAAGGUGCAAAGAAAUCAGCUGAAAAGAAGGAGAAGAAACAUAAAUGUCAUAUGUGUAAUUAUGCCGCAUCACACAGAUCGACUCUCAUUGCACAUAUCCGAAUCCACACCGGGGAAAAGCCUUUCGUAUGCGAAAUAUGUUCGAAGGCUUUUACACAAAAAUGUUGUUUGAAUCGACACAAGAAAGUUCAUGCUACCGAAUUUCCAUUCCAUUGUCCAAAGUGUCGUCGUGGAUUCAAACAAGAAGUCGAAAAGAUCGAACACGAUAAUCAAUGCCAACAACAUCAAUACCAAUGCGUUGUAUGCAAAUACACCACUGAUCAAUUGUCAGAUUUCAAGAAACACAUGCUAAUCCAUAGUGAUGUGAAGCCUUUCCAAUGUCGCGUUUGUUCAAAAACAUUUGCACAAAAAUAUAAUCUUUGCCAACAUUUGCGCACUCACACUGAAGAACUACCGUUUGCCUGCUCAAAAUGUGGACAACGAUUUGCUGACGAAAACGACAAACAAUCGCAUGAGGAUCCUUGCAAACGUCAACGAUUCGAAUGUCAUCUCUGCCCAUUCAAAUGUUUCGAAAAUCGUCGUUUGAAAUAUCACAGGCACUCAAAGCACACAGUUCACAAGCCAUUCCAAUGUUCUGUUUGUGGGCAAAAAUGUAUUCACAAAGGUGAUCUCAACAAACAUCUGGCUACUCAUGCCAAACCGCGUCCAAUUCGUUGCAUCAAAUGUUAUCGUCGAUUUGCAAACGAAGGCGAUAAGAAUACACAUGAACAGCACUGCAAACGUCGUCAUUAUGAAUGUUACAUCUGCAAAGUAUUAAUGCAACAUUCAAUACAACUAAGAAGCCACAUUAGAAAUCAUCAUACCGGCGAGAAGCCAUUUUCAUGCAAAUUGUGCGAUGCCCGCUUUUCACUACAAAGCAGCGCCAAUCGUCACAUGAAGAAUGUUCAUCGUUCGAAUCAGCAAAUCUAA